GAGCUCUAGUCAAGUUUAGCUUCAUGAUCGUGACGUUGUGAAGAAUGCCAACUCAUGUGCCCUGAGGUGUUCUUGCAUUGCGAUCAACACCUUUCUCAAUUACUGAAACAGCAAUUGAUCAGCGGAAAGCGCAUUACCCCUGCACAGCAGGCUGCGGGUGCAAAAUGGUAGGCAGUUCGGCACCGCGACCCGUCGUACUGGUGACCGGAGCCAACGCAGGUGUCGGGUUCGGCAUUUGUCAACGGCUUCUGGUGCAAUGGAGUAACCCAAUCCCUUCUGAUACCCUCGGCAAGACUCCUAGCCUGGCAGAGUCGGGCGCUGAGCCUACGCCUACCCCGUUUACAGCCCCCAAUGGUAUCGUCCUUCUCCUGGGCUGCCGGAACGCCAUCAAGGCUCACAAAGCGAAGCAGGAGUUACAGAAUGUGAUCGAUCACCUCGCCAUGCUUCCGGAUUAUGAACCGACGCCGUUAAAGAUUCCUUCGCACUGGCUCGAGCCGGUAGAUUUGGACAUAGUUUCCUCGAUCGAUGACAGCAUCGACAAUGCAACCUUGCAGAGUGCGGCAGCCGCCAGCCUGCGACGCAGGCGGCAAAGGAGUGCGCAAGUCAUGGCUGCGGAAAACGGUAAGAAUACAGACGAAGAUGUCGAUGAUCUCUCCUCCAAGCUCCUGCUCGCCGGUGAUGCAGACGCAAAGGCGCGGGGACGAUAUCGUCGGCGUUUCUGUGCGAGGACAGUGAUCGAAAUCGUAUCACUAGACCUGGGAAGCAUGGCCAGUGUGCUCAAGUGCGCGCAGCUCAUUCAGGAACGACAUGGGUACAUCACGCAUGCAAUCCUCAAUGCAGGGCUGGCCGCUUGGGAAGGUCUAGACUGGUUCAAGUUGGCGUGGAUGAUCUCGACGGGUUUCCGCCGCGCUGUGACCUGGCCUAAGUUCAAGUUGCAGCGCGCAGGUGAUAUUGGCACAGAUGGGUAUGGCUGGGUAUGGCAGUGCAACGUGGCAGCGCACUACGUCCUCGUACGUUUGCUCUUGCCCGCCUUUAGGGCUUCACCCUUCAUGGAGCCGUCACGCAUCAUCUGGACCGGCAGCAUCGAAUCGUACGAAAGCUUUUAUCAUCCGGAAGACUAUCAAUGCCUCGACAAGGUCAAGUCAGCGGCCACAUAUGAGGCCACCAAGUUUCAAUGCGAGAUUACUGCCCUUGGUCUCGAUGAGAAGCUCAAGUCUGAGCGGAUCCGGACUGUCCCGGGCACGCCAUCGACUGAGCAACCACAGGCAUCGCACUCGUCUUUGCGGCACGAUCAUGAGCCACGGUCGUACUGCUCUCACCCAGGUGUCGUCGCGACCAAUAUGUUCGAGGCUUACCUUGGGACCUUGCUCAACUGGGGUUAUGCGCUGGCGCUCUACAUAGCCCGCUGGCUUUUCUCGCCCCACCACGUUGUGACGGUCUACAAGGCGGGCAUCGCAGCCAGCUUCCUGUCCCUCACGCCGUCCAGCGAGCUCGAUACCACCAUUCGCUACUCGUCGCAAUGCAACUUUUGGGGGCAAGAGUAUGUGGGCAAGGAUCGCGUCGACGGUUGGGAACCAGAUACGGCAGACACACAAGCCGGCAAGACCCUCCAUUCCAGGUGCCGGCAGACAGUUGACCCAGAUGCUGGUGCCGUGCAGACGGAGGCGAGGGGCAUGAGUUGCGAGAGCCGACAUGCUGGAGAACACACGAUGGAGCUGGCGCGCGACUUGAUCGACAAGCUCGAACAUGUAGCUGGCGAAGUGUGGAAGAAAGCUGGCGUGGGCAAGCUGCCGCCGUUUGCAGACAUGGGCGAAGGGGACACUGGCUUGCUCGCACCAUUGGGCGCGCAUGAGCUGCGACCCGUUUCUGACAAGAGGGACAACAGCGAUGAGUGGGAGAAUGUGGACAGAUAAAGGAUCAUGCGCGUUUGUAGCUGUUCUGCAAUAAAGAAGUGCUCUGGUUCCACG
Messenger RNA from Tilletiaria anomala UBC 951, 1967 nucleotides. RefSeq lists its product as uncharacterized. The transcript is spliced from 2 exons. The record is from RefSeq and is a predicted model, not a curated record. Gene Ontology annotation, molecular function: 3-beta-hydroxysteroid 3-dehydrogenase (NADP+) activity. Gene Ontology annotation, cellular component: endoplasmic reticulum membrane; mitochondrial outer membrane; lipid droplet. The coding region runs from base 165 to 1913 and encodes 582 amino acids. NCBI's taxonomy places the organism in Eukaryota, Fungi, Basidiomycota, Exobasidiomycetes, Georgefischeriales, Tilletiariaceae.